Messenger RNA from Neocloeon triangulifer, 5286 nucleotides. RefSeq names its product cilia- and flagella-associated protein 44. The record is from RefSeq and is a predicted model, not a curated record. Gene Ontology annotation, molecular function: protein binding. The transcript is spliced from 30 exons. NCBI's taxonomy places the organism in Eukaryota, Metazoa, Arthropoda, Insecta, Ephemeroptera, Baetidae. The coding region runs from base 447 to 5177 and encodes 1576 amino acids.
UGAUACAUACCAAACGAAAUGUUUGGUUUGUAACAAAUCUAUCAAAUUUGUUACAAUGUACAUAUAUUGUAUAUAUUGUACUGUCUUUUACGAUUAAUUGUUGUCAAGAAACUCGAAAUGUAUGGUCGGAGUGCCUAUUUCUCCCACCAGAAACUAUUUCUUAAAUAAAUCUCUUGUAAAACCAAAAAUUCAGGACAAAGAAAGAUACUUCCACAACUUUUAAACGGCAAAAAUUACAAAAAUUACAUUUUAGAGAGGCAAACUUUAAUUUUUAAUACUUUGCGUAAAAGGUGUGAUAAAUUUAUACAUCGAUUAUAAAUACUACUGGCUUCUUUUAUAAGCUUAUUCAAUUCAGUAACGGCGUAACCAAGGCAACGAUACACUCCGCGCCUUGAACUUAUAAUUUUGUCCACAAUACACGUUUCGAUAAACAUUAACACACCAAAAUGGACCUAAUAGUGCAAAAUAUUGUUUGUAAGUCGGCUAAAAACAUCAAAGAGAUUUGCCGUGAGCCCGUGGUCAGUGAUGAAGGGAUGGUAAAUUGCAUAUCAUUGACAAAAUCCUUUGGCUACGACAGCAUAAAAUUGCACAAUUUGUGUGCGAUUGAAAACACUGUAAUAUAUGUCUCUGGAAACAUAAUCCACUUCCUGGACACCCAAACCGGCAAAAUUAGGUUGCAAAGAAGUGUGCGGUGUACUGGUAUCGGCCACAUUACUGCCAAUCACAUUCACAACCAUUUGGCAGUUGGCGAGCGUGGAAAUAAGCCGAGUAUUUAUAUUUUGACGUGGCCAAAACUGGACGUGGUCAGUGUAUUGACAAAUGGAACUGAGAAAUCCUACUCUUACCUCGAUUACAAUACCGACGGAACAAUUCUGUGCUCGCUGGGAGCCGCGCCUGAUUAUACCCUGGCGCUCUGGGACUGGGAAAAUUCAGUUAUGCUGGUCAAGACGGAAGCGGCGAACCGGCCGGUGUACAAAGCGGCUUUUUCUAAACUUCAGCCUGACGUGAUUGUUUCUGGAGGUGAUGGGCAUAUAAAAUUUUGGCAGUCUGCUAAAACCUUCACUGGACGGAAGUUAUCAUUCGAAAUCGGCAAAUUUGGUUCCUGCGAAAUGUCAAACACAGUCGGUUUUGAGUUCCUAGAUGACGGCAAGGUCGCGAGUGGAUGUCAGUGGGGCAACAUACUCGUCUGGGCAAACAACGAGCUGAGUUUUGAAGUGACCACGAGAAGGCCGGUCACGUGUCACCAGGGACCCGUGCUCGCCUUUCACAUGCACAACGCGUGGCUCAUCUCAAUAGGCACGGACGGUUGGGUACGAGCUUGGGACUUGAAAAAAGUUUCCUCUUGCGAGCAAAAUGAUCGGCUCAUCUACAAAAGUGAAUCGGUGGUUUAUUUCACCAUAGGCGAGCAGAGCAGCAUUCUGAGCAAAGUCGAGCUUCCCUCUCAGCCGAGUGGACUCGUUUGGCUCCUCCAGGAUGGUUUGGGAGCUAUUUGGCUGGCUGAUGUUGGUCCUACUUUGGCGGGUUUGGAACAAGCACCAUCAACAUGCAAACAAUUGCUAAAGUGCCACGGAGGAGGAGUGAUUAGCUUGGCAAUUAGUCCAUUUGGGCCAUUCUUUGCCUCUGCAGGACCAAAUGGGAAGGUUUUGUUUCAUAAUUAUGAUGACGGUGCAAUUUUGGAAAAAAGUUUCGAAAUUGAAAUUAGCAGCAUUGCUUGGUUUCCUCAGGAAUGUUCAAAUUUAAUUGUAAUAAUCGGUUUCGAAAACGGUUCGCUGAGUUUGUGCUUCUUGGAUUGGGGGACGGAAAAUAUUGUUGAAAUUGAGGGAAUCAGACCUCACGAGAAACCAGUAACUCGCGUCAUCUUCAGCCCAGAAGCAAAAACGUUGGUUUCUGUAAGCGAGGACCACACCAUUUUCCUGAUCACCGUCGAUUAUGAGCCAACAAUGAGAUUAAUUCCAGUCGGCUCAAUUCAUAUCGAUUUUAAUAUCUUGACGGCUUUUUUCACAAGCGAAGAAAAAAUAAUUAUUUGCGGUGAAAAAGGCCAAAUUACUGGUUAUUCCUUUCAAGACGGGUUUCAUUUAGAAGACCCUGAUUCAACAUUCAGGCUAAAAAAUCAACCUGAUUUUGAGAAAAUCAUAGAAAUCAAGGAUGCUCGAGGUUUGAAAAUUAUGCACUCUGAACUCAGAGGAAGAAACGAAUUAGUUUUAUUUGCCCAGACGGAAUCACUGCUGAUCAUUGUUAAAUUUGACGUGGAAGACAAAAGCUUUGUUGAAUUAAAGAGGAUCACAACAAAACUGCGACUGACUUGUGCUUGUGUAAGUAGUGAUGAAUUGAGCUGCGUAAUGGGAUUCGAGACGGGGGAGAUUCAAUUCAACACUUCUGCUCUUGACAAUAAUGAAAAACAACAACAAAUGUGGGCCCGAUUUUGGCGCAUUCGCAUGCAUGAAAGUGAGCGGGGCUGUCAAGUGUCGGCAGUCGGAUUCAGCCAUGACGGCUGUUACAUUUUCAGCUCUGGAGCCGACGGCAGCAUUUUUAUGUACAAAAUCGCAUCAGCAAACAAAACAGACGCCCGAUCAAUCAGCAAGCGCCGUGUUAUUGUGAGAAAUGAGGCUGUGAAUUGCAAACCAAGAGGAGUCUCGGCUAAAAAUUGCACGCUUUCGAUUGAAAAGGUUCGGCGCCAGAAGGCGGAGAAAAGAAUUUCCGUUGCGAUUGCGGAAAGCAAGGAGCUUAUUCUCAAAGACAUGGCAGUGCUGAGAGAUGAAUAUCAGCAAAUAAAGCUUGAAAAUAAAGGCCUGACCAUGCAUUCAGUGAUGCAGAAGUUUUUUGACGAAAAAGUAAAAUGCAUAAAAAGCAGUUUAUUGGAUUUGGUUCAACCGAGAGUAUAUCUGAAACGUGAUGAAUGGAAAAAAGUUUUCGCGCAAUUUCUGCAGCCUCUUCAGUCCACGAGCUUAAAAAUUUCCGGAAUUGGAGAGGAUUGCUUUGUUGAAGGAUAUUUGGUUGCAAAACAUAUAAAAUCUGAUAACAAAGUGAAAUCUUUUGAAAUUUCUUCUAAAGCGUUAAUUCCAAAACCUGCCAUCGAAUUAAGGAAAAAGUCAGAUUUUGGACUAUUUUCUCCAAACACAGCGACUGCAGAAGACGAGAGAGCUGAGAUUUCAACGUUCGGGCAACAACGAAAAAGUGUGUCGACCGCCAAUCAAGUGGCUGAAAAAUUAAAGAAACGGCAACUCCAGCGAAAUCUAGACAAUAAAAUGCUGGAGGAUUUGAUAAAAAGAAAACCAACAUUAAGGCAUUUAGAUUUAAAUAUAAGUGAGGAGGCUAUGGGUGUUUAUAAGUUGAAAACAGACGCUGGCUAUUCUGUACCAGAAGAUGAACGAAUUGGUUUGAAGGAAAUUCAAGACUUGAUUGCUUCAACCAGGAUUAUGAUUUUCAAUGUGAAAUUUCGAUUCAACAAAAAAUUGGUUCAUUUGAAAAGAGAGCGGCAGCAAAUCAUGACAGAAAUAGAAAAUUCGCAUGGAUUUCUAGAUACCGAAAGGUUGUUCCUUGCUAGAGAAGAGGAACUGGAUGAUUAUUUAUAUCAACUAUGCACGGGAAAUAUUUUCAACGAGAAUUUUCUCAAGCAGAACGUAAUUAAAAGCUCUGAGGAAAUCAUGACGAUGGUUACAAAUUAUGACGCAAAAGUUAGAAGUCUGAUUGAGGAAAGAUUGAAGAGCGAUGUCAACAAUUGCCUCUUGAAACAAUGGAACUUUCUGAACGACCAAAAGCGAGACAUAAUUUUGCACAGCGAGGAUAAGCGGACAGAGCUAAAAGUUUCACUACUGGAAGAGGAAACAACCGAAAAAUCUCUUCAAGAAAAUAUGUUGGCUCUCCAAGGAAAUUUGGAAAAAUGCAGAGAGGAGGUGGAAUCUUUUGAGGAACAAAUAAAUAAGUUGGAAGAGGACGUUAACUCUGCAGUGGAUGGCACCGUUUUUUACGAACAUCUGAUGCUUUUGUACAAAAAAGAGUACAGACCACCUUCACUGAGCAUUGCCAGCUCAGUGACAGAAGGCUCGGAAGAGAAUCGAAGCGGCACUAGCAGUGCAGGCUCGAGCAGUAAGGGCGUGAGUGAAAAAAUCUGUCCCUCGGGGUGUGAUCCGGAGUUGUUUGACUAUGUUAAUCAAUGCCGAUUAUUAAGGUACGAGAUUGAGUUGAGGCUGAUGGAAAGCAACCGUAUUUUGAGUUUGAUGCUGAAAGACGAGGAUGUUCUGAAAAAGAAAAUCAAAUUGGCGCAGAAAAAUAUAAAAUGCAUCAAUGCUAACAUUGACAACUUCUAUCGUGAAAGGCAGUCGAAAAUAAACGAGUUGCAGAUCGCGGUGCCUUUGAAGCUGCAUCAGAUACCGGCUGGAGAGGAUUUCUCAAAGUGUGUGCUGAUAUCGCUGAGCACGAUGAAUAAACUCGGCGCCAGGAGUGGCGAGCUGCAGGCUGAAGCGGCCGAUUUGGAUUCGCAAUAUCAGCAAGACGUAGGUGUUUUGAAAGACAUCAAAGGAAAGACGAAGGCGAUCGAAGAGGAAAUUAAUCAAUUGAAAGCAAAAAUGGAGGAGACCAUGAUCCAGAGAUUUGGAAAGAUUGUAGAUAUUGUUGAGCUUGAGCAGACACUUUUAGGAUGCGAAAUAGAAAAUUUCACAAAACCUGCCUACAGUGAAAUUGAGCAAUCAGAAAUUCAGUUUUGUAAAAAAUUGGAGGAAACAAAACAGGUUGAAAUUCAGAAAAUAAAAGGAGAAAUUGUGAAGGACACUGAAGAAAAAACGAAAAAAUCUCAAGAACUGGCUGAGUUGUUGAAGGAAAUUAAUUCUAAGAACUCUUCCGAUAAUUCAAAACACAAAAACUGCAACCGAGCAGGAUUAAACGAGCGGCGAUGCGAAGUGCGACGGAUGAAUGAGCUUGUUUUGACACAGAAGGAGCAAAUUGCCGCGAUAAGAUACGAGUUGGGCCUCCUGCGCUGCAAAGUGGCCUCCAGUCGUGACCUUCUGGCCACAGAGGCGGACGAAUUGAGCUUCGAAGACGGCGAAAUAUUGCAAAGAAAGCAAAUUCCUUCGUGGAAAAGCGCCCGCAAAGCGUCUGGUGCGGCGCCUGAAAUUCGCAUCCAGCAUUGCGAAAAUGACAGUGCUGAAGAGAAAAGUGGCAGUGAAUCCGAAGAAAAAUAGAAUUGCAGUAAUUAUGUCCUGUCUUUAAUUUAUCCAUCCUGUUUAGCAAACCUUUGCAAUUGUUUUUCCCACAAUUCAAUAAUAUAAUUUUUUUAAACUCUAAAUAAAA